CAGAAGCAAAUCCUGAAGGAAAGAUUGGAGCUUUGGGCGAGUUAUCGACUUUUAUCAUGGUGGUCGCUAUCUGCGUUUCCCAAACUAUAGCCACUCCUUAAAACCCAAUCCAAAUGCUCUGGCCUCCUGCAAGCGAGUAACCAUGCCAAUUUUCACCCUCUCUCACGGUGGAGGAUCACUUGCCAGCAUCUCUUUUCUCUCCCAGCAUCAGCUGUUCUUCAAUGCCCGACAACUUCUCCGCCCAUUCUCCAGCAGUAAUCCCGCCAUUGUUGAGUCAUUUGAGAAGUACCCACAAGCUCAGACACUCACUUCUCACUGUCAGAGCCGAAGACUCUAAUGGGUCUCCCGCCGCCGCUACUACCAGCGAAGCUGUCCUUGAAGCAGCCUGAUGCUGAUGCUGCUAAGCUAGCUCGGAGAUCUGCUGAUUGGACGGCGGCUAGAGGAUUGAAGGAGAAUGGGGCAAUCCAUGUUGGCAGGAUUGAGAGUUCUAAUGCUGGUGGUUUACUUGUACGCUUCCAUUCUCUGAUGGGUUUCCUUCCUUUCCCACAGUUGAGCCCUGCUCACUAUUGUAAAGAGCCACACAAAACUAUACAUGAGAUAGCCGAAGGCAUGACCAAUUCACUUAUUAAAGUGAAGAUUAUUGCAGCAGACGAGGGGAACAGGAACUUGGUUUUCUCCGAAAGGGAAGCUACAUGGGCGAAGUUCUCCAAAGGUAUCAAAGUUGGGGAUGUUUAUGCGGGAAGAGUAGGGUUGGUGGAGGAUUAUGGUGCCUUUGUUCACUUGCGUUUCCCUGAUGGUCUGCAUCAUCUCACUGGGCUAGUACAUGUUUCGGAGGUAUCGUGGGAUUUAGUUCGAGAUGUAAGAGAUGUCUUAACUGAAGGUCAAGAAGUGAGGGUCAAAGUCACUGAAAUCGAUUGGCAGAGGUCAAGGAUUGCAUUGUCAAUAAAACAGCUAGAAGAGGAUCCUCUGCUUGAAACUCUGGAUAAAGUAAUCCCUCAGGAUGAUGGUUCAGUUGGCACUGAUCCUAGUGGUGUUUAUAACGGCAUUAAAAUUGAACCGCUUCCUGGACUCAGCGAUAUAUUCAAGGAACUCCUGCUCGAAGAAGGCAUAGAAGACAUAAGAAUCAAUAGACAAGGAUUUGAGAAACGGGUAGUCUCACAGGACCUCCAACUUUGGCUCUCAAAUGCAGUGCCCGUAGAUAGAAAGUUUAUUCUCCUGGCUCGUGCUGGUAGGCAGGUGCAGGAAAUCCAAUUGACUACAACACUUGAUCAAGAAGGCAUAAAAAAGGCGUUGCAACAUGUUCUGGAACGGGUUCCAUGAGAACAUGUGACUGGUACUGGAUGGAUUUAUGCUUGAUCACGAAGGUAUCAAAGAGAAUAGUACACCCAUGGAUUCAUCUUCAAUGGUGAUAUGUUUGACGAAAGGAGAGCCAACAAGGUUGAUUAUAUGAUGUAUUGAUUGUUCGUCAAUUCCUUCAGUUGUGUAUACAGCAAGUUUACGAACUAGUCACUGCGCCUUCUCUGUAAUGUAGUUUUUUUGGUAGAGCAUUUAUGGGUGCACCAAACGUUUGUAUACCUCAAAUCAAUUUAUCAUACAACAAAAAGAAACAAAAAUUAUGCACCAUUACUAUAUUAUGCACACAUACUCAAAUCCUAACAAUCUGGAUAGUCCAGCAGCGCGAACUUCACGUGCAACCCAAUCUUCCCGCCGUCGACCACUAGCUUACCGGCUGUCACCAACCAAUGUCCCGGUGUGUCAUGGGGACCGCGAACAAUCUCAGCUGUCUCCACAUACUUGAGAAGCUUCCUCGAGCUCACUGGAACCGGAGGACCAUCUGGAUACACUCCAGAAUUAAGGGCAGCCGGAGCAGCAGCCUGUUUGUCCUGGCCAGGUGGUGUUCGUUGAGUGAAUGUGAAUGUGGUGCUGAUAUUCGUGAGGAUGCUCGUCUUGUGAGGCCCUUCUGGGACGGCUGCCCAUUCGGUCUUCCGGAUGCUGCAGUGGGGCAAGUGU
This is a messenger RNA of Linum tenue, 2010 nucleotides long. NCBI's taxonomy places the organism in Eukaryota, Viridiplantae, Streptophyta, Magnoliopsida, Malpighiales, Linaceae. The record is from the annotation of a GenBank genome assembly.